Rana temporaria (common frog) is the source of this 6622-nucleotide messenger RNA. It is a transcript of the gene PAPPA, whose product is annotated as pappalysin 1. Bases 55 to 4941 code for a protein of 1628 amino acids. Gene Ontology annotation, molecular function: protein binding; metallopeptidase activity. Lineage: Eukaryota; Metazoa; Chordata; Amphibia; Anura; Ranidae. The record is from RefSeq and is a predicted model, not a curated record. The transcript has 22 exons.
AGCUGGCCGAUCGGGAGAUACUCCAGGGCAGCAGGGGGGGGACCGCUGCCGGAGAUGCUGCUGUUGCGUUGGCUGCUGCCUGCUGUCGGGCUCCUCUCCGCAGCCCUGGCCGGCGGUGCCACCAAGUGCGGCAUGGACGAGAGCCUCCAGCGUGCCCGGAGGACGGUGCGGAAGGGUCGCAGCCUCCGCAGUGCCCAGGAGGGCUCCUGCGCCACCAGCUUAGCCCGGGGGCGCCGCUCCGCCGGCGGACACCUGAGGAGCCACCAGCGGGAGGCUAGCCCCCAAGCGCCGGGGGCUGCCCUCUAUUUUACCGGACGGGGGGACCAGCUGAGGCUGAAUGCCACCGGCGGCACCGAGCUGCCCAGGGACACCUUCACCUUAGAAGUUUGGCUCAGAGCCGAAGGAGGACAGAUGUCCCCCGCAGUCAUUGCAGGACUUUAUGACAAAUGUACUUACACUUCUCAUGAUCGUGGAUGGGUUCUUGGAAUUGAGGCCAUGAGCGACCAGGGUACAAGAGAUCCUCGCUAUUUCUUCUCCUUAAAGACAGAUCGUGCUAGAAAUUGGACCACCAUAACUGCUAAUCGCAACUACCUCCCAAACCAGUGGGUCCACCUAGCCAUAACCUACAAUGGUCGUACAAUAAAACUUUACGUCAGUGGGGCACAAGUGGCAACAAGUAGUGAACAAGUUGGUUCCGUCUUCAGCGCAUUCGCGAGAAGAUGUAAAACCCUUAUGAUUGGUGGAAAUGCACUUAAUCAGAAUUACAGAGGCUUCAUGGAACAGUUCAGGCUCUGGAAUACUGCUCGGACACAGAAGGAAAUAUUACUAGACAUGGGCCAGACAUUGCAUGGACUGAGUAAUCCUCUACCUCAACUUGUUCUUCAGGAUAGCUUUGAGAAUGUGAAAGACAUUUGGACUCCCAUGAAAGACGGAAAGGUCCCAAAAGUAGAACCCAUCAAUUUCCAUGUUUCACCACUGGAUACAAACUUGGACCUGCCCCAGUGCGGGCAAACGCUUUGUGACAAUGUGCAGGUCAUUUCAAACUACAACAAAGUCGCAGGCUUCCGGCGACCCAAAGUCAUCCGAUAUACAGUGGUCAACGUGUUUGACGACAACCAUGAGAACCCAACGGUCACCAAAGAACAAAUCGAGCUCCAGCAUAAAAAAUUAAACAAGGCCUUUGGUCCGUACAAUAUCACGUGGGAACUGAAUGUGUUGGAAAGGAACGACUCCUUCCUACGACAGCGACUCAUCCUCACCAACUGCGACAUCACAAAGAUUGGAAGCACCGAGUGCGAUCCAGAAUGUAACCAUAAACUUACAGGAUACGACGGCGGGGAUUGUCGCAGACGCACCACUUGUUUAAACUCCAGUAGGAAAGAAAACAGCUUAUGUGACAUGGAUUGCAAUAUUGAGGAAUUGGAUUACGAUGCUGGAGCUUGUUGCAAUCCAAAUGUUACCGAUGUCACAAAAACUUGCUUUGACCCAAAUUCACCAUACAGGGCUUACUUAGAUCUCAAUGAACUGAAACAACGGCUCAAUGUGACGGGGUCAACGCAGCUCAACAUAUUUUUUGCGAAUUCGUCGGAAGAGGAGCUGGCCGGGGUGGCCACGUGGCCUUGGGACAAAGAGGUUCUCACGUAUCUUGGUGGCAUCGUCAUGAACCCCUCUUUUUUCGGAGUUCCCGGCCAUACUCAUACCAUGAUCCAUGAAAUUGGGCACAGCCUGGGACUAUACCACGUCUUCCGCGGAAUCUCAGAAAUUUUAUCCUGCAGCGAUCCGUGCAUGGAGACGGAACCUUCCUACGAAACCGGGGAUCUGUGCCACGAUACCAACCCAUCGCCUAGGCAUAAGAGUUGCGGAGAUCCCAACCCCGGACCCGGGAAUGAAACUUGUGGCUUUCAAACUUUUUUCAACACCCCGUAUAAUAACUACAUGAGCUAUGCAGAUGAUGACUGCACUGAUUCCUUCACUCCCAAUCAAGUUGCCAGAAUGCACUGCUAUCUAGACCUAGUCUACCAAGGCUGGCAGCCCUUCUCCAAACCUCCACCGGUAGCAAUUGCUCCGCAGAUUGUUGAGCACACCUAUACCUCAGUCACCCUGGAGUGGUUUCCACCAAUUGAUGGAUACAUCUUUGAAAGAGAUUUGGGAUCAGCCUGUCAUUUGUGUGAUGAGAAAAGGAUCUUGGUUCAGUAUGCUUCCAAUGCAUCUUCCCCAGUGCCAUGUAACCCCACUGGGCAUUGGAGUCCAAGGGAAGCUGAAGGGCGGCCUGACGUGGAACAGCCGUGUGAAACGAGCGUACGUACGUGGAGCCCCGGGGCCAACGACAACUCUGUCCCUCCCGCAUGCACCGAAGCUCUCGGAUGUUAUCUGCAGCUGGAGUUUUCCUACCCGGUGGUCCCACAAACUCUUACAAUCUGGGUGACGUUUAUCACCACGGAAACGCACACCAUUAGAGCCGAGGUGGACGUCAGAAUCCUCUUAGUCAGUGGAGAGGUUUUGCACUUGGGACCUCAGAAGAUCUUCUGUGAUGUUCCUCUAACCAUCAAGCUGAAUUUCAUUAAAGUCGAGAUGUACGGAAUCCAGAUCUAUACCAAGGACAACCAAAUGGAGAUCGAUGCAGCUAUGAUCACUUCAGUGCCUAAUUGUCCCUUGUGUGCCAAGUGCAAUUCCAUUCACUACAAGGUGCUUCGAGACCCUCCUUUUGAAGAUGGCUCACGUUCUAGGAUCUCUGGUCACCACAGACGAUUUUUAGACACAUCUUUGAGGCAUGGAAGUGUCUACAGAUACCAGAUUGUGACAAUGACAUCUAAAGGCGAGAGUGAGCCAUCUCCAGAGCUGACUUACCAUCAUGGCAGCGGUUACUGCGGGGAUGGAAUAAUCCAAAAGGACCUGGAUGAAGAGUGCGAUGACAGGAACAAGAUCAAUGGUGAUGGAUGCUCUUUAUUUUGUCAUCAGGAGCCAUCUUUCCACUGCAUGGAUGAACCCAGCCGGUGUUAUUACCACGACGGCGAUGGAGUCUGUGAAGAAUUUGAGAGGAUGACGAGCAUUAAAGACUGCGGGGUCUACACUCCGAGUGGCUUUGUGGACCAGUGGGCUUCAAAUGUUACCGUUUCCCAUCAUGAUGAAGAUUGCCCGGGGUGGGUAGUCAGUGGCCAACCUGCAGCCAACCAGGUUUGCCAAACGAAGGUGUCGAAAUUAGAUAAAACCGUAUCCCAGUAUGCUUGGUAUCCAUGCAAGGCCAAGCCGGAUGAAAUACAUUUUUGGUUAAAGGCCGAUUUUUCUCAGCAUGCUGUCGUCGCCGCCGCGGUGGUUCAUUUGGUAACCGAUGGGACGAUUUACAGUUACGAGAAGCCGGAGACCAUAAGUGUUCAGCUUAUCGAUGUCAAGGAACAGAUGCAUGACCUUGGUGUUCAUAUUCUCAGCUGCCGAAACAAUCCAUUGGUGAUCCCUGUGAUGCAUGACCUCAGUCGCCCUUUUUAUCGCAGUAAAGCUGUCCUCGUUAGCUUCACUUCCCCCUUGGUGGCCAUUUCUGGAGUGGCUUUCAGAUCUUUUCACAACUUUGACCCAGUCGGAAUCAGCAGUUGUCAAAGAGGGGAGGUCUAUAGUGUGACCGAGCAGAGCUGCAUUAAUUACUCUUGCGAGGAUACGGUCUGCCCGACGUUGGUGGUGGAAAAUGCUGCUGUUGACUGCUCAAAUGGUCACUACAACGGGGCCCACUGCGAAGUGGUGUGUCACACCGGCUAUAGAAUACGCAUGCACAGGAACAGGGACCAUCUGACGCUUGAUUCCAAAAUCAUAACGACUUGUACCAAUGGGAAGUGGAACAAACAGAUAUCUUGUGAACCCGUUGACUGCUGCCCGCUCGAUAGGAAUCACAUCUACCACGCAACAUUUCAUUGUCCUCAUGGGACCACCUACAGGACGAAUUGUACAUUUCACUGUCAGCUCCCCGCCAUACUAAAAGGUAUCAACAAUGUGCUUACCUGCAUGGAAGAUGGCCUGUGGUCUUUUCCUGAGGCCAUCUGCGAACUGUCGUGUAAGGCCCCUCCCCCAUUACCCACCGCAGAUCUCCAGACCUCCCGCUGCAAAUCGGACAAAAACAAGGUGGGCACAACCUGCAAGUAUAAGUGUAAGGAGGGACACCACGUGCCUGACAUCUCCAGGAAGAUCAGGAAGAAGGCAUUUAAAAUUCAGUGCACUAAAGAUGGGUACUGGACGAAAGGCGGUUGUGUCCCGGUAAUGUGUGAACCGCCUCCUAUUAAGUUCAUAGGGCUCUACCAGUGCACACAUGGAUUCCAGUACAGCAGUGAAUGUAGACUCCCGUGUGAAGAAAGCAGCACCCAGUUGGACCCUGGUCAUAAUGUUAUACGCUGCCAAAAGGAUGGAACUUGGAGUGGCAAUUUUCACCUUUGUGACUCCAUCAAGGGUCCUUGUGAACCUCCACAUCUCUCCAUUAAGGACGCCUUAGUAAUUAACUGUGGACAAGGAUUUGAAAUAGGUUCCGAAUGCAACGUCACCUGUUUGGAGGAUGAAAAAAAGGAGGUGGUGAUAAUGCCAUACAAUGUCACAGAAAGGAAUUUGGAGCACUGGAUGAAUCCAACCAGAGUUCAGAGAAUUACUUGCACAGGAAGACAUCAGUGGUAUCCUCCUCCGGAGGAACUUGUUUGUUUUAAGAGGUGUGAGCCUUUCAUUGCCGAUAAAUAUUGUGAUGGCGGUAACAACUGGGCUUUCUGUGACUACGAUGGUGGUGAUUGUUGUGCCUCAACAGUUAUAACAAAAGAGGUGAUCCCGUUCCCAGCGGGGUGUGAUGUACUGGACAAGUGCGCCUGCAGGGAUCCCAAGGCAAAGGAGAACACAAAGGGGAACAAUCCGAAUGUCCAAAGGCUCGGCUCCGCACGUCUGGAACGACCGCGACCAAAGGCAGACUGGAAAACAUAAACACAUUCCUCCCGUUGUCUUUACAUUUCGCCAUUGAACUGGAUUGCGUUUCUCCGCCAGGAACCGUUCGAGUACGAACAAGUCUGCCCAUUUCCGUCAACAGAGAACUGGGAAUCAUUCAUUAAUGAUUUGAACGCCAUAAGGAACAAAACCAUAAAAAUCAAGUAUGCGUUGAGCUGUGGUAUGGCCAGAAGAUGACAAAAAAAAAAAAGAUAAAAACAAAGCCAUAAAUACAUUUCUCAGCCGGCUAGACAGGACUUCUUAGAUCUCCUUUUCUAUUACCAAUAGUUAGGAUGGAAAUGUGUAAAGUAUUCAUGAUGGAAGGAGGGCUGGCUGAGGGAUUGAGAACGACGAUGUAUAGAUUUGCAGUCCCUGCAGGCUCUAGUGUUCCUUUAUCCAUCAAAACCUCAAGCUGUGCACUUUUCCUGUUUGACGGCCCGUUAGAACCGAGAUCUAACCGCCUCAUAACAGAUGUUUUAAGAUUUCUCCAAAAUGCCACCAAAACCCAACACUAGUUGUUUGAGCAUAACUGUUGCUGCUAUUCUUGCUGCUAUAUCCCAUACAGCUAUAUUUUUAUUUUAUUUUCCUAACUGUGUCAGGUCAAGUGGGAUAAUCAACCCAAAAACAACCAGUCUGCCUUAAAUCUUGUCUUCAAGCCUGCCUGGUACACCUUCAAGGCAUUCGCCCCUUUAGAAACAAAUGAAAAGGGACCAACGUAGAACCUCUCGGUAAUGGGUUUGUACCUCAAGCCUAGCCCUGGACCCUGGAGAGAUGAAAAGGUUAGAGAAGAGGGCAGAGCAGAGUAGACUGCGUUGACUAUUCUCCUAGCAGCCGCUCCUUACCGAGCUGUAACAUCCGACUAGCGUGAUGUUUCAGCAUCGGGGCUACGCGUUUCAUCCCAUGUCAGAAAUGUCCUGCACAUGAAUGGAAAAAACACUGCUCUUUUUUUUUAUUUCCCUUCAAAUUUUCCAUGCUACUUUUGUAGAGUUCACCUAGGUGACAAUUUGCUUGUAGACACUGUCUUAAAAUACAUAGCAUGUAUGGCAGAGGCUCAGAACUCCGGAAUACACCAACGAAGGGUAAGGCUGAAAGGAGAAUAUAUUUUUUUUUGGUGCAGUAGUAUGUACUUGGUUGUGUAGUAGCUCGAGCGGCAUUUUCAUAUUACUACAGGGCCAGUCUUGCCUAGCAAUGCUUACUGUAUAUACUACUGAGCAGUGUCGAUUGGGGUACAAAUAUGCAACAUCAUGCUUUUUGUUUUUUUCCAAAAACGGGACCCUCCAUUCCUUUGUUGCUGCUGAGGGAAUUAAAAAAAAAAAGUGUUUGAUAAGGGCCACCCCGCGGGCACUUCGAUGUGUACGCCGGUGUCCAAAGAGCAGAGAUCUUGUGAUAACCCGAUAGUGAAUUGCCCCAAUGCAAGGUCUGUGUAAGAUGGCAGCUUUUUUUUUUUUUACCUCCUCAAUCCCUGAAGGAUUAAACCCAACUCCAGCCAAAAAAUUUCAUUUUCCAGUUAUGGAUAGACUUGGAAGGAAAAAAAUAUAUUUCACAUAAAGUGGAACUUUUCUUAGGUUUUCACCCCCUGCCCACCCCCGUUUAAGAUCUUCUAACCACGGUCGGAAAUUCCGACAAGAAAAAAAGUCCGAUGUGAGCUUUUGGCUUGAAAUUCCGACCGUGUGUUGGCCCC